Molecule: messenger RNA, 2003 nt
Organism: Psylliodes chrysocephalus
Lineage: Eukaryota; Metazoa; Arthropoda; Insecta; Coleoptera; Chrysomelidae
Source: the annotation of a GenBank genome assembly
AUGCCUCGUUUUUAUUAUUUUUUUAGAAAUACAAAAUUCAACACUAAAAUUUUAUUGCAUAAGGAAAACAAUGAACAGUUGGAGAGUUUGCAAAUUCAAGAGAUGUCAAAAGUUAAAAACCUGGUUUUGUUGAGGGAUCAAGAAAUCGCCGAAAAAACCACUGCCCUUAAAGAUGCCAAUAUUCAAUUAGAAAAAUUACGAAACGAGGUAUCUAGAUUGAGAAGACAGGAAGAGGUUUUGAGCGAUGUGCAGGACGAUUUAGAAUCUUUAAGGCACAGUACUUCUAGAGAUUUAGCUCAGCUCGCUUCUGAACUAUCUAAAAGCGAGCAGGAAAAGAAGUAUUUGCAAGAUUUAGUUGUAAUUUUAAGACAAAAUAGCAGUAACAUUACGGACGAUGAUAACACUAUUUCUGAAAGAAAAUUAUUGGAACAGAGAUUGGAGGAGGCUCAUCUGCAUUUAGCCGAUAUCAAGACUUCUUGGAGUGAUAAAAUAGCGUCAUUAGAAACACAAGUAGGAAGAUUGAGUAGACAGGCAGCUGAAGAAGGAUCUGAACGGAGACGGGCGGUUCAAGAAAAAGAUAAACUUGAAGAGACAGUUAAGCAACUCGAGGCAGAACUGGAAUGUAACAAAUUUGAGUUACUGAACAGGGAAACUAAAAUCAAACGACUGAUGGAAGAUGUUAAUGAACUGUCAACAGAAUUAAAAACCUUACAUUCCGAUAACGAAGAAGAAAUAACAUUCCUAAGAUCAGAACUCGAUAAAGCAAAAGUCGACUUGAAAACUGUCAAGAAAAAUCUUGAAAAUGUACAAAGUGAAAGGGAACAACGAGACGAUGAGUGUGAUAAAUUAAAGAUAUCUGUAGACUCUGAACAUCUUGCCAACAGUUCCUUGAGGGAAGUGAUUACAAAAUUAGAAAAGGAAUUAUCAGAGGAAAAGUCAAAUUCGCUUAAUGUACAAAAAACUUUGACCAGGGUAACUUCUGAGAAAAAUACGACACUUUUGCGUAACGCAGAAAUUUCCCAGCAGAUGGAAUUAGUCAGACAGGAUAUGCGACGUCAAGAAAAGGAAAUGCAUGAAUUGUUAAAUAAAUUAACGAGUUUGGAAGAAGAUAAUUUGAAAUUAAAAGAAAGUAUACACAAUAUCAAGACUCUCCAACUUCGCCUUGCAGACAUGAAAAAGACUCUCCAGCAAGAGUUACGAACUCCAGGAAAUCCUAACUAUCAUUCCGACCUCAUGGAUUUAAAUUCGGCCGCAAUCUUAACACCAACGCAAGUGUCAACUAGGAAUUUCCCGUCGAUGGUGAGAAGAGAUGACGAAGAUGUUAAUUUUAAGUAUCUGAAACAUGUUGUUUUGAAAUUUUUAACGAGUAAAGAAUACGAGGCUCAACAUUUAAUCAAAGCAAUAUCUACGCUCCUAAAAUUUACGUCUGACGAAGAGAAGCUGAUACAAGAUACCAUAGAAUGGAGGAAAUCGUGGUUCGGGAGCAAACCAAGGUAUCCUGGUUCAUCGAAACAUAAAAAUUAUUCCAACAGUUGAUGGUUGUUUUCUUUAAAUCAUUAUUAUUUUUAAUGGUAUUGAAGAUUUGAAUGAAAUUGGAAUUUGUGUAGAAUUUUGAGAAGAAUGUUGCCACUAUUUAUUUAAUUGAAUUAUGUUUAGAAUAUUUAUUACUGCUAAUAAAUUUGAUACGUGGCAAAUUGUUAUUACAAAUUCUACACAGUUGUUUUGCAGCUGGGUUGUAUCAAUGAGCUGUACACUUUAAUGGUUGUUUUUGUUAUUUAGCUUUAGAUGGUAGAUUAUUUUCCAAAGAGUUCCAAUUUUAAAAGAAAGUAACCCAUUAUUAGCUUUAAUUUUUAGGAGUCAAUUUUCAUUCCAACUGUAUGUGAUAAUAUACAUGGGGUACUUGUCAGAAGUGUGUUUUGUAAAUAUGUAUAUAAGCCUUGCCUCUUAUUUCAAUUUAUACAUUUUUCAUGAAAAUUCAUUAAAGCUAUAUUUAUUUGAAGUAA